AUGACUAAUAUAUUUAGAAACUUGUUGAGCAUUGGUCAUUCUUGUAACCUUAAAAGUAACCUACACACUUCUCCCUUACAUUUUGCUUGGACCAAAAGUAAUUUACCCAAAAGGUUUUUAGAAUACAAUAAAAAGAUUUACCCUCCACAAGAAAUCGACGAAGAACCAAGACCUGCUUUUGUAUGUCAUCAGAAGACUAAUAUUAAGUAUAGCCCCGAGAAACUAUGGUACAUAGCGGUGUUGGUUAGAGGAAUGACCGUUGAUGAAGCUCUGAAACAGUUGAGUUUUGUUAACAAGAAAGGUGCCGGUUAUGUUAAAGACACCAUACUGGAAGCACAAAACCUGGCUGUUACUGAACACAAUGUUGAAUUUAAGAGCAAUCUAUGGAUUGCGGAAUCCUUCUCUGGCAAGGGCAUGGUAAUCAAGGGAGUGAGAAGACAUGCGAGGGGUCGACUGGGAGAAGUGAGGUACCAGUACAGUCAUUACUUUGUUAGAUUAGAAGAAGGGAAGCCGCCCAAAGACUAUUAUAAACAAAACCCUCUCACACCACAACAACAACUGGACCGCUGGCUCGAACAAAUGAGGAAAAGGAAGAUUAUUAACUCUUAUUAA
Danaus chrysippus (African queen) is the source of this 612-nucleotide messenger RNA. The record is from the annotation of a GenBank genome assembly. Lineage: Eukaryota; Metazoa; Arthropoda; Insecta; Lepidoptera; Nymphalidae.